Saitoella complicata NRRL Y-17804 is the source of this 2140-nucleotide messenger RNA. Its product is annotated as kinase-like protein. The transcript has 3 exons. Gene Ontology annotation, biological process: protein phosphorylation. Bases 175 to 2022 code for a protein of 615 amino acids. The record is from RefSeq and is a predicted model, not a curated record. Gene Ontology annotation, molecular function: protein kinase activity; ATP binding. NCBI's taxonomy places the organism in Eukaryota, Fungi, Ascomycota, Saitoellomycetes, Saitoellales, Saitoellaceae.
AUUAUCAAAGAGUUAGGAAGGGGUGUACACGGGAAAGUCAAGCUCGCUCACACCGAAUACGUCGCUAUCAAAAUCGUCGACCGCGCCCCCAAACGCCGUCAACUGGGUAAAUCCCCCUCCCUUGACAACGGUCAAUCCCCACGAGAACUCGGUAUCCGUCGCGAGAUUGCGAUUAUGAAGAAAUGCGUGCACCCGAAUGUGGUGAGGCUGAGGGAGGUUAUCGAUGAUUCGAUGAGUAAAAAGAUUUAUUUGGUGUUGGAGUAUAUGGAUGCUGGGGAGAUUGUGUGGAGGACGGUGGAUGAGGAGCCGGCGUUGACGCAGGAGCAGGCGAGGAGGGUUUUUAGGGAUGUUGUACUCGGGUUGGAGUAUCUGCACUACCAAGGCAUCGUCCAUCGCGACAUCAAACCCGCAAACCUCCUCCGCUCAACAGCAAACAUCAUCAAAAUCUCCGAUUUCGGCGUCUCCCACCUCUCCCAACAACAAGGCAGCUCCUCUCAAGACGACGCCGAACUCGCCAAAACCGCGGGAACCCCCGCCUUCUUUGCCCCCGAACUCUGUUUCACGGAUUUAGGUGAUGGAAGGAAACGGCCGCCGGUGACGAAGGCGAUCGAUAUUUGGAGCUUGGGGGUUACGUUGUUUUGUUUGUUGUUUGGGAAGUGUCCGUUUACGGGGGAGAGUGAGUUUGAUUUGUUUCGGAACAUUGCGGAGGAGGAGCUCGUGAUUCCUGAACGCCCGCCCAUCGAUGACGAGGCGCGGGAUCUUCUGGUAAGGUUGUUGGAAAAGGACCCUCAGCAAAGGAUUACGUUGGAAGAGGUCAAGAGGCAUCCGUGGGUCCUACGCGGAAUCCCCGACCCAAACCGCUGGCUCGAAGAAACAGACCCCACCCGCGCCGGUGCCGUCCUCGAAGUCUCACAAGAAGAAGUCGACUCAGCCGUCGGCAUCGUCGAUAAACUCAAGAAAAAACUAUUCAAGCUCGGUACGAGUUUUGGUUGGUUUGGGAGUGGGUUGAGAAGGAGGGCUACGACGGCGGGACCGGGACAGGUGGGGUUGUCGAAGGUUGCGGGGGUUAAGACGACGAGUUUGGGGACGCCGAUGGAGGAGAAGAGGAGUUUGAGUCCGCUUGAGCUGGCGCCGGGCAGUACCAGUGCGACGAAUUUGAUGGCUACGGCUGGGAGUAUGGGAUCGAGACGCUCCAGUAACCCACCCACCGCAUCAGCGCGUCCACCGCCCAUCCUGGCACGCCAUCAUUCUGCAAUGACGAGUACGGAGACGAUUCACCGUAUUGUUCCGAAAAGUGCGGAAGAGAAACCUACGGAUCAUUUCCCGCGUUCGCCGAUAAGGCAGAGGAGUUCGACGGUUAGUCAUGGAACUGUUACGCCCAAGCAUACAUCUAGAACACCGAGUCCGUUGGCGAGUCCUUUGGGGGAUGAGUUUGCGGGAAUGAACAUCCCGAGGAGUCAGCCGGUUGUGGAGGGUGGUGAUGGGACUGGUGAGGCUUCGAGCGAGUCCUUUGCCCGGGCGUUGUUGAAUGUGCAUGGUGGUGCUCCUGGUAAUAGGCGUGACUCUCGCGGCUCUGGCAUUCCGAGGAGUCGUGCACUGAGUAAUCUCAGCACUGACCCCCCACCUGACCUCUGGACUCUAAACUCAGACCAAUACUCCAACUACGAGUACUCCGAUUUCUCACCCCAGAUCACGGACGACGACUACGAAGGUCCCGGCGCUGAUCAAAUCGAGGAAGACGAGGGUAUGUUCCUGGACUUUACGAGGGGGAGAAGGAGUCGUGUGGGUAGUAUGUCGAGUAACGUUGGUGGAGCGACGGGACCGAGGAGUAGAGUUUCUAGUGCUGUGAGGGGUGGGGGACAUGGACAUCAUGGACAUGCGAGUGGUAGUGGGUUUGGGACUGGGACUGGGAGUGGGAGUGGGAGUGGACGUGGGCAGAGUCCGGCGCAUCCUAAGAACCCGAGUAAGUUGCAUGAGGUUAGGGAUUUAGAGGAGAAGCUCGCGGAGGCGAUCGGGGCUUGAUGGUCAUGGCCAUGGUUGCCUAUCUGUGUACCGGUUGUUGGUGGUCCGUAUUCUUUACUGCGGCGUGGCUGUGGAUCCGGAGGUGGAGCGUGGAUGGUGGGCGAUCGACGUAUUCAUU